AAAAAGAAGAUGGCCGGAAAAUCGAUCGCAAAGUCCCUAUUCUCCUUCCUCACCGGAGUCCUAUUGGCAAGAACCAAAACAACCACCAGCAUCCAUGCAAAAUCGACCCAGAAGCUCGCCAAAUAUGCCAAAACAUCCCUCGAGGACCUCUCUUCAGGAACUCUCGUCUUCGACUUCGAGGGCACGCUCCUCCAGUCAUCUUCCCUCCUCCCUUACUUCAUGCUCGUGGCCUUCGAAGCCGGCGGCUUCUUGAGAGCUCUCGUGCUGCUUCUCGCGUACCCUUUCGCACGCAUGCUCGGUCGGGAAACGGCUCUCGCCGUGAUGGUGUUCAUGUGCUUUGUCGGGAUGAAAAGAGAAGGGUUUAGGCUCGGGAGCACGGUUUUGCCCAAGUUCUUCUUGGAGGACAUGGGCCACGAGGCGUUCGAUGGCGUGAUGGGUUUCGGGCGGAGGGUGGCGGUCACGAGGUUGCCGAGGGUCAUGGUCGAGGAGUUCCUGAAGGAGUGGCUGGGAGUCGACGCGGUGGUGGGAAGAGAAGUGGCGGUGUUCCGAGGGCGGUUCGUGGGCUUGAUGGAGAAGAACGAGGGGAGGCAAGAGCUGAUUCGGCUUCUUGGCGAGGGAUGCUUCAGCAAGCCAUGGCCUUUUGAACAUCACCAGCUUCUUGCUCACUGUGAGGAAGCGUACAUGGUGAGCCAAGCAGAGAAGAGGAAUUGGCAGCUCCUCCCGAGAGAGAAAUACCCAAAGCCCUUGAUCUUCCACGACGGCAAAUUGGCCUUCAGACCAACGCCGCUCGCCACCCUCGCCAUGUUCAUGUGGAUUCCCCUUGGCCUCCCGCUCUCCAUCCUCAGAAUCACCCUCGGCAUCCUCUUGCCUUACUCGAUCUCGGGCCCUGUGUUGGCCAUGACAGGACUGAAGACCACCGUCUCGAAACCCCGAAACCCUAAUCUCGACCCCAAUCCGCUUGCCGAUGGCGCAAAGGGCACUCUGUAUGCAUGCAACCACAAGACCCUCUUGGACCCAAUCUACGUCUCCUUUGCCCUCAACAAGCCCCUCGCCGCGGCCACCUACAGCCUGAGCCCGCUCAACGAGGCCAUCUCCCCAAUCCGGACUGUCCGCCUGGCCAGGGACCGUGAGCAGGACACGAAGCUCAUGCGGCAGGCCCUGGCCGGCGGAGACCUCGUGGUGUGCCCCGAGGGGACCACGUGCAGGGAGCCCUACCUGCUGAGGUUCAGCCCGCUGUUCGCACGAGUGAGCGAGGACAUAGUCCCCGUGGCUAUCGCCGUCGGGGUUAGCAUGUUCUACGGGUCCACGGCCCGCGGACCCAAGUGCUGGGACCCGGUGUUCCUCUUCAUGAACCCAAACCCGAGCUAUACUCUUCAGAUCCUUGAGAAAGUGCCGGCCUCUUGCACGUGUGAGGGCGGGGGCAAGUCCGGGGUUGAAGUUGCAAACUAUGUGCAGAGCCAGAUUGCAGGGGCUCUAGGGUUUGAGUGCACGCUCCUCACAAGAAAGGACAAGUACAUGGUCCUGGCUGGGAAUGAUGGGAGGAUCCAAACCAAGAAUUGAAUUUACGAACUUGGAAGAUGUAGCAGAU
Molecule: messenger RNA, 1588 nt
Organism: Rhodamnia argentea
Lineage: Eukaryota; Viridiplantae; Streptophyta; Magnoliopsida; Myrtales; Myrtaceae
Product: probable glycerol-3-phosphate acyltransferase 2
Exons: 2
Coding region: 10-1560 (516 amino acids)
Biological process (GO): cutin biosynthetic process
Cellular component (GO): membrane
Molecular function (GO): phosphatase activity; glycerol-3-phosphate 2-O-acyltransferase activity
Source: RefSeq, a predicted model, not a curated record